Scheffersomyces stipitis CBS 6054 is the source of this 471-nucleotide messenger RNA. RefSeq lists its product as uncharacterized. Gene Ontology annotation, cellular component: mitochondrion. The record is from RefSeq and is a predicted model, not a curated record. Gene Ontology annotation, molecular function: translation release factor activity. Lineage: Eukaryota; Fungi; Ascomycota; Pichiomycetes; Serinales; Debaryomycetaceae. Gene Ontology annotation, biological process: translational termination. The annotation marks the transcript as partial. The transcript has a single exon.
UGGGCUAUACCGAAGAGAAAUAAAUUACCUCCUCGACCCAAAUGGCUCAUAAAGGAAGAAGAGCUAGACGAGAAGUUCUUGAAAGGAGGAAGGGGUCCUGGAGGUCAGAAAAUCAACAAAAGUAAUAGCAAGGUGCAAUUAACACACUUACCCACGGGCAUAGUUGUAACAUGUCAGUAUUCCAGAUCACAGGAACUGAACAGAAAACGAGCUCGAGAAAUAUUGGCUCUUAAACUAGACGAUUUGAACAAUCCUGAAACCAGUAGGAAUGCUGUAGUGAACGACAGAAAGACAAAGGUUAAGCAAAGCAAGUCCAAGAAAGCAAACAGAAAAUAUACGAAACUCGAUGCGGAAAGGGAAGAAAUCAAACGGCAAGAGGAAGAAGAGCUAGCGGCGGUGGUAGACGUAGAAGAAGAGUUUGAAAGCUUUUUGAAGAAUGCUACUAUAGAAAUAGAGGAAAAAAAGACAUAA